GGAAGUGUAGCGUUGCCAUGGCGAGGGCCGGGCGCGGUGCCCGCCCCCGCAGCGCCUCAGGGAGCGCGGGGCCCACUGACCCGCGGAAGCCAGCGGACUCACUUGCGCGGCGGUCGGCGCGGGGCGCGAGGUGCUGGCACACAGGUGAGGAGUCAUAGAAGAGGGGCCUGCAGAUUGUGCUCUCAGCAAGCCUGUCGUCUAGUGGAAGACACUGGCCGGGACACAGAGUCCACGUGUGGACACCGCUGUGGGUUGGUGGCAGGGGUCGAGAAGGUGCCAUCAGGCACAUGAACGGUGGAGUCUUCAAAGGUGUGAGCAGCUGCCGGAAGGGGAGGUGCUCCUGAAGACACUGCGGCCGGCCCGCCUGUGCCCUUGGUGCCCUGGCUGCCUAGAGAGCCUCACCCCUGAGCCCUGGGGCCAGGACUCCAGGACUCUGACCACCUGCCCUCCCCCAGCCUCAGCGGCUGCACCUCCUCAUUAGUACUGAUGCACUGACCUCGGCACACAGCUGGGAGGGGUUGGGGGGCUGGGUCAUGGCUGCUCCCAGGCCCCACCCAGGCUCCUGAGCCUAGAAGGUGAAAAGAGGGCUCCAGGGGCUCACAGGGGCUCUCACUGCUGAUUGGCCCUGCCCUCCCUUCCCCCCUCAGCGAGGUGCCAGGAAGCUGGAACCUUGUUAUCUGGGUAAUUAGUUUCAGACCCUGGACUGAGGCCGGCCAGGUCUCGGGGCUGCCUCCCAUAGGUUGUGCACCCUGACCCCGAGAGGGAGGCGAGGCGCUGCUGGUCGACAGCUAGAGGCUGGCCUGGGGAGCAGGUUUGGGGUGCCCUCCCACACUGCCCUCCCUGCCCCAGCCCGUGCCCCCCAGGGCUGCCUGGGCCUAGUUAUCGUGUGGGGCCUCCUGACCCAGCCAAGGGCACGGAGUUUUGGGAAGGGGAUGCCCCCGAGGGUGCCAGUCCAGCCAGCUGCCCCACCCCUCAGGCCCAGCCUGGCCCCCAAGCUCCCCACUCUGGUGCCCCGAGCAGCCUUGUGGGCAAGCAGCCGCCGCCAUGGCCGAGCACCUGGAGCUGCUGGCAGAGAUGCCCAUGGUGGGCAGGAUGAGCACGCAGGAGCGGCUGAAGCAUGCCCAGAAGCGGCGCGCCCAGCAGGUGAAGAUGUGGGCCCAGGCUGAGAAGGAGGCCCAGGGCAAGAAGGGUCCUGGGGAGCGUCCCCGGAAGGAGGCAGCCAGCCAAGGGCCCCUGAAGCAGGUCCUCUUCCCUCCCAGUGUUGUCCUUCUGGAGGCUGCUGCCCGAAAUGACCUGGAAGAAGUCCGCCAGUUCCUUGGGAGUGGGGUCAGCCCUGACUUGGCCAAUGAGGACGGCCUGACGGCCCUGCACCAGUGCUGCAUCGAUGAUUUCCGAGAGAUGGUGCAGCAGCUCCUGGAGGCUGGGGCCAACAUCAAUGCCUGUGACAGUGAGUGCUGGACGCCUCUGCAUGCUGCGGCCACCUGCGGCCACCUGCACCUGGUGGAGCUGCUCAUCGCCAGUGGCGCCAAUCUCCUGGCGGUCAACACCGACGGGAACAUGCCCUAUGACCUGUGUGAUGAUGACCAGACGCUGGACUGCCUGGAGACUGCCAUGGCCGACCGUGGCAUCACCCAGGACAGCAUCGAGGCCGCCCGGGCCGUGCCAGAACUGCGCAUGCUGGAUGACAUCCGGAGCCGGCUGCAGGCCGGGGCAGACCUCCAUGCCCCCCUGGACCACGGGGCCACGCUGCUGCACAUCGCAGCCGCCAACGGGUUCAGCGACGCGGCCGCCCUGCUGCUGGAACACAGAGCCAGCCUGAGCGCUAAGGACCAAGACGGCUGGGAGCCGCUGCACGCCGCGGCCUACUGGGGCCAGGUGCCCCUGGUGGAGCUGCUCGUGGCGCACGGGGCCGACCUGAACGCAAAGUCUCUGAUGGACGAGACGCCCCUUGAUGUGUGCGGGGACGAGGAGGUGCGGGCCAAGCUGCUGGAGCUGAAGCACAAGCACGACGCCCUCCUGCGCGCCCAGGGCCGCCAGCGCUGCUUGCUGCGCCGCCGCACCUCCAGCGCCGGCAGCCGCGGGAAAGUGGUGAGGCGGGUGAGCCUAACCCAGCGCACCGACCUGUACCGCAAGCAGCACGCCCAGGAGGCCAUCGUGUGGCAACAGCCACCACCCACCAGCCCGGAGCCGCCCGAGGACAACGAUGACCGCCAGACAGGCGCAGAGCUCAGGCCGCCGCCCCCGGAGGAGGACAACCCCGAAGUGGUCAGGCCGCACAAUGGCCGAGUAGGGGGCUCCCCAGCGCGGCAUCUGUACUCCAAGCGACUAGACCGGAGUGUCUCCUACCAGCUGAGCCCCCUGGACAGCACCACCCCCCACGCCCUGGUCCACGACAAGGCCCACCACACCCUGGCUGACCUGAAGCGCCAGCGAGCUGCUGCCAAGCUGCAGCGACCCCUGCCUGAGGGGCCCGAGAGCCCUGAGACAGCUGAGCCUGGCCUGCCUGGUGACACGGUGACCCCCCAGCCUGACUGUGGCUUCAGGGCAGGUGGGGACCCACCCCUGCUCAAGCUCACAGCCCCGGCGGUGGAGGCUCCCAUGGAGAGGAGGCCGUGCUGCCUGCUCAUGUGAGGCUGUUGCUCAGCGUGUGGGGGGCCCUGUCCCGGGCACAGCCCAAGGCUGCCUCUCCGUGGUGCGUGCCCUGGUGCUGCGGGUGCAGCACGGAAACCCCGGCUUCUACUGUACAGGACACUGGCCCCUCUCAGGUCAGAAGACAUGCCUGGAGGGACGUCUGGCUGCAAAGAUUAUUUUUAUCCUGCAACUCUUGAUAAAGGGCUGUUUUGCCAUGGA
Pongo pygmaeus (Bornean orangutan) is the source of this 2850-nucleotide messenger RNA. RefSeq names its product protein phosphatase 1 regulatory subunit 16A (gene PPP1R16A). NCBI's taxonomy places the organism in Eukaryota, Metazoa, Chordata, Mammalia, Primates, Hominidae. The transcript is spliced from 12 exons. Gene Ontology annotation, molecular function: protein binding; enzyme inhibitor activity; myosin phosphatase regulator activity. The coding region runs from base 1045 to 2631 and encodes 528 amino acids. Gene Ontology annotation, cellular component: cytoplasm. The record is from RefSeq and is a predicted model, not a curated record.